UGAGGUAAAGUUCGAGCUGUCGCCGCCGCCGUCGUCGCCGCCACGGCCGACCAGCCGGAGGAAGCCUCGGAAGGAGCGGAGAUGAGGCGACCGCGCGGCGGCGCUUCUUCCUCGGCCAGGCCCGGCUCGUUGUUGCUGCUGCUGCUGCCGUUGCUGGCUUGCGGGCCGAGCCGGGCGAAGGAGGCCGAAGCGGGCGCUGUCACUUGCGGCUCGGUGCUGAAGCUGCUCAACACGCGGCACAACGUGCGGCUCCACUCGCACGAGGUCAAGUACGGAUCCGGUAGUGGUCAGCAGUCAGUGACUGGAGUCGAAGGAUCAGAUGAUGCUAACAGCUAUUGGCGGAUCAGGGGCAGAAGUGACGGAUCCUGCCAACGAGGAAUACCAGUAAAAUGCGGGCAGUCCGUCCGCCUUACUCAUGUUAACACAGGGAAGAAUCUGCACACCCAUCACUUCUCAUCACCGCUCUCCAACAACCAGGAAGUGAGUGCCUUUGGCGAUGACGGUGAAGGGGAUGAUUUAGACGUGUGGACAGUUCAGUGCAGCGGAACCUUCUGGGAGCGAGACGACGCAGUGCGUUUCAAGCACGUGGGAACUGAUGUGUUCCUUUCAGUGACGGGGGAACAAUACGGCCACCCCAUCCGGGGUCAGCGGGAAGUUCACGGGAUGCAUUCCGCUAAUCACCACAACUACUGGAAAGCCAUGGAGGGGGUUUUCAUCAAGCCCAACUCGGACUCCACGAAGCAUGACGAACUCUGAAUAUGUGCUGAUGAGUGUUUCCUCCCCUCCAACCCCCUCAAAUUCCCCUCCCUCAAAGCUCAGCAUCUUAAAAAGGCAUGGAGACGCCUUUGGGAGGGCAGUGUCUCAUGCUUCAUUCUGAAUGAUCUAAAUCCGACUGGUUCCUCUUCCCUUUUCCCUACCAUUUCCUCUUCCUGUCUCGUUCAAUUGCCCCCCCACCCAGUUUUUUUUCCCCCCUGAAGGAAAGAAAAGUGAUUUGCUGUCUAUAUUCUUAAAUUCCGAGGUGCAAUAAAACCUAACUUUUGUAAUUCUU
This is a messenger RNA of Pantherophis guttatus, 1048 nucleotides long. RefSeq names its product stromal cell derived factor 2 like 1 (gene SDF2L1). NCBI's taxonomy places the organism in Eukaryota, Metazoa, Chordata, Lepidosauria, Squamata, Colubridae. The record is from RefSeq and is a predicted model, not a curated record.